CUAUCCCUCUAAAACCCACAUUCAUUCAGUGCCGUGUCGAGUUCAGAAGAGCGCGGUGCGCAGCGGAUUUAUCCAGCGUCAAUCCGUUUCUAAUUCAAAUUCAAAAUGGCGCUUGGACUUGUGUGCUUUUUGGCGGUAAUUUGCAGUUUACUACAUCAAGGACUAGCGAUCACUUGUUACCAAUGCAAUAGUCACAAUGACUCCAGAUGUCUUCUGGACAAACUGCCAGACUCCCUGCGGCUGCCGUGUGGCCCCAAGGAGACAAUGUGCAGGAAGAUCUCCCAAGUAGUGGAGUUCGAGAUGAACGGCAUGCCUCCAGACAGCAGGGUGAUCAGAGGGUGUGGAUGGGAUGAGAGUAGCUACAAGGGUCGCUGCUACCAGAGAUCAGGGUUUGGAGGCAGACAAGAAGUGUGUUCAUGUCUUGAAGAUGGCUGUAACUCAGCCACGGUUCCUGUAGGCGCCACCGCCUUAAUGCUCAUCACAUUUGCAUUACUAAGGUUCUAGGUUUAGAUUCUGCUCCAAAUUAUUAAAUACUGAACUGAUAAGCAAUACCAUCAACUGUUAGAAAAAUCUUCUUAAAAAGCUCUUUUAGCAGACAAAAUCAGUGCCAUUUCUAUCACAAAAGACACAACCUUAGCCUUUAGAUAUGGCAAUCUAUUGUCUAUGGUUUUUUUUUAAUAUCUAUAGUGCAGACUUAUAAUUGAUCUACAGGACUAGUUAAUGCUUUUCACCAAACUAACCAUCUGUUUCUUAACCACUGUUAAUGAGGUAAAAAUAGAACGAUCGGAGCGUAUUUUAGUUGAAAAACUACGAGAGAUUGUUAAUUUUGUUCAGAAUAUAGAUACUUGAGAGUAUAAUAUAGUUAGUUGUAUGUAUUUAUAAUUUAUUUGGAUGAUAUACUGUGUUCGUUACUGUUAUGUGGUGUGUAGGGUGCAAAUUUAGUGACCAUAUGUAACUUAGUAACUUAGUUAGUGACCACGACGUGUAAAUAGGUAUAAUUAUCCGUUAGAAGUAUAGGGUUACACAGAUCUGUACUUGCUAAUGUGUUAAUACAGCUAUAGACCCAGUUUUACAGUGACAAGUUACAAACAAAUUAUUGUCCAUUGCAAUAAUUGUGAGAAAGGAUUUUUGUCCUUGAUCAUUAGUUUUGUUGUCUGUACUAAUUUCACUUUAUUUAUCAACGUCACAAAUAGUAGGUUCAUUAGAAGACCACUAUGCUUGUUGUGUUUGUAAUUUACGAAUGUAUUUAUUAAACAGUUUUUCAAUA
Molecule: messenger RNA, 1267 nt
Organism: Galleria mellonella (greater wax moth)
Lineage: Eukaryota; Metazoa; Arthropoda; Insecta; Lepidoptera; Pyralidae
Exons: 3
Coding region: 106-504 (132 amino acids)
Biological process (GO): regulation of synaptic transmission, cholinergic; sleep; positive regulation of voltage-gated potassium channel activity
Source: RefSeq, a predicted model, not a curated record